Molecule: messenger RNA, 1041 nt
Organism: Lasiodiplodia theobromae
Lineage: Eukaryota; Fungi; Ascomycota; Dothideomycetes; Botryosphaeriales; Botryosphaeriaceae
Product: NAD-dependent histone deacetylase silent information regulator Sir2
Exons: 2
Coding region: 1-1041 (346 amino acids)
Molecular function (GO): NAD+ binding; protein-succinyllysine desuccinylase activity; protein-malonyllysine demalonylase activity
Source: RefSeq, a predicted model, not a curated record
AUGGAAACUCCCGAGCCCAAUCAGCAGCAACCCUCCUCCUCCUCUUCCUCCUCCUCCUCCUCCUCCUCCUCCCGCCCCAAGCUACCUUCGAAUUUCAAGAAGGAGCUCUCAAAACAGUACCUCAAGCAACAGAAGCGCAGAGUCCGCACCCAAACUUUGCCGUCCGACUCAGUUGACAUUUCGCUCGACGAUUAUGUUUCAUUUUCGGAGCAUCUAAAGUCGUCCAAGCGGAUCAUGGCCCUUUUCGGAGCCGGUCUGUCGGCCGCCUCGGGCGUUCCAACUUUCCGAGGCGCCGGCGGAUUUUGGAGGGAGUACGACUCGACGACCUUGGCCACGCCUGCAGCCUUCUUCGAAAACCCCUCGCUCGUGUGGCAAUUUUACAAUUAUCGUCGCCAUACCGCGCUCAAGGCGCAGCCAAACAGGGCCCAUGUGGCGCUAGCCAAGCUCGCGAAAGCGAAGCCCGACUAUCUCGCUGUUAGCCAGAACAUCGAUGGUCUGUCACAACGUGCAAACCAUCCAGCAGAAAAUAUUCAGCUCGUUCACGGCUCGCUUUUCGAUGUCAAAUGCACGAACGAGGCAUGUUCUUACGUUAAACGGGACGAUAUGCAGGAUCCCAUCGUUCCCGCCCUGCAGUUGCCCGACGACGUCGAUAUCUCGGAUCCCAAGAUACCGCUGAAGGAAAUUGCCGUUGAGGAUCUACCACACUGCCCACAGUGCUCUUCGCUCCUCCGCCCAGACAUUGUGUGGUUUGGCGAGCCGCUGGCCCGAUCUUCAAUUGAUCGCAUCCAUGAUUGGAUGGAUAAAGGCCCGAUUGAUCUGAUGCUGGUCGUUGGAACCACCGCCGUCGUCUACCCGGCCGCAGGUUACAUCCAUGGCGCAAGAUAUCAGGGUGCGAGGGUUGCCGUAUUCAACAUGGAAGAAUCCGAGGAAGAGGGGGCAGCGUCGAAUCUCAAGGAUAAUGAUUGGUUUUUUCGAGGCGACGCGAGUAAGAUCCUGCCCGAAGUACUGAAGGAAGUCAUCGGCGUCGUACCAGGUGCCUAA